This is a messenger RNA of Fraxinus pennsylvanica, 372 nucleotides long. The record is from the annotation of a GenBank genome assembly. Lineage: Eukaryota; Viridiplantae; Streptophyta; Magnoliopsida; Lamiales; Oleaceae.
AUGGAACAAAUAGGUGGUGGUGAUGCAAGGUGGUCUUUGAAGGGCAUGUCUGCCCUUGUCACGGGCGGUACUCGAGGCAUAGGUCAUGCCAUCGUAGAAGAAUUUGCACGUUUUGGAGCUGUCGUGUAUACAUGUUCUCGUAAUCAAAAAGAGUUAGAUGAAUGUUUAGAAGAAUGGAAGCGCAAGGGCUUUCGAGUAGCAGGGAUUGUGUGUGACUUAUCAGUGCGAGCCCAACUGGAUAAGCUGAUAGAGAUUGUUACCACUUAUUUCGAUGGGAAGAUGAAUAUCUUGGUUAGUUUAUCUUCUUUUUAUCGUAUGAUUGUGUUCUUCGGUGCAAGGUUUCUGAAACGAGUACUUCGAUUUCUAAGGUGA